This is a messenger RNA of Mycena citricolor, 1828 nucleotides long. The record is from the annotation of a GenBank genome assembly. NCBI's taxonomy places the organism in Eukaryota, Fungi, Basidiomycota, Agaricomycetes, Agaricales, Mycenaceae.
GCACUGCAGUCGAAGCUCUCCUCUGCGGAUCCUUCGUUCUUCAAGCGUCGAUAUGGCCGCAGUACUUGGCCGCUGCGGGAUGAUCACACGUGGUACUGCGCAGCGCUGAUAAAGACUGACGAGGUCAGGCCUGGACUAACAAAGGACGGCCUGUCUCUCCCAUCCACCACCAUGAUCCUCAAAGACGCAAAGGAGGUCAUUUCGCCGGAUGUCGUGGUGAAUCGCGCUGAGGUCGAUGACGCUCCACCCGCAUACGCCCAAUCCCCCGGUCUCUCUCCUGCAACCACCCCCUCUGACGCCAAAUCCCAGGAUGCGGGCGCGACAGAUCCCCCUCUGCCGCCUACGCCGGGCGCUCCGACUCUGCCGACAGACAUCCGCCCGACGAACUUCCUCACCCUCUCCCGCAGCAACGACUCGAUCAGCGGCUCCUUCGUCAUCGACCCGCGCAUCAAGAUCCCCACAGCGCAUCUUCCACCACUGGGCCCCGGUGAGACGGAAGAGACCCGGCGGAAUGCGUCCUUCCAAAGUGCGAACGGCUCUGUCAAGGUCGACCUCUUCGUUUUGGGAGACGACACCGUCGAACGACCAGUACUCCUCUUCGUCAAAUCGAAGAACGGCCCUGUGCAUGCCAAACUGCACGCAGCCGACACUGCUCGUCCACCAAUCCAACUGACUGCGCAGUCAUCCAACGGCCCCGUCCACGUCCAUUUCCCCCGCUCGUUCAACGGUCCCCUGACCGUCGUGACGCGCAACGGCUCGGUCAAGCCCUCGGCGCUCCUGACGAGCGAACUGACGACCUUCAGCGAGACGAACGGCGUGCGCAAGUAUUUCGUCGGCGACUUCUCGGGCUACACGGACGCAGAGGGCUGGCGGGGGGACGAGGCGCAUGUCGAGACUUCCAAUGGCAGCGUGACCCUCCGGUUCGACCACGAGCCGCCGCCUCCGGUUCCAGAGGGGAAGGGGAAGGGGUUCUUCGCCAAGCUGUCUUGGGACGAGAAGGAGACCAUCACGCCAGAUGUCGAGAACGCUCUACCCGCGUACGCUCAAUCUUCCAGUCUCUCUCAUACAAGUCUUCCUUCAGACGACAAGUCCCGCGAUGCGGCCGCGCCAGAUCUCCCUCUUCCGCGUACUCCCAGUGCUUCGACUCCACCGGCGCACAUCCGCCCCACGAACCUCUCCCGAAGCCACCAGUCGAUCAGCGACUCCUUCGUCAUCAACCCGCGUAUAAAGCUAUCCACGGCACAUCUUCCCAUACUGGGUCCCGGUGAGACAGAGGAGACUCGGCGGAAUGCGUCUUUCCACAGCUCUCCCGGUUCUGUCAACAUCGACCUCUUCAUUGUGGGAGACGACACUAUCGAACGCCCCGUCUUGUUAUUCUGCGACUCUGAUUACGGCUCUGUGCAUGUCAAGCUAGUGCAUGACCCUAUCCAACCUCCCUCUCCACUUCCUGAAGCCUGACGCACCGCUCCGCAUAUGUAGCCGACGCCGCCCGUCCGCGAAUCCACCUGAAUGCUCGGUCGGCCAAUGGCUCCUUGCAAGUCGAUUUCCCUCGCUCCUUCAACGGCCCACUGACCGUCGCGACGCAAUAUGGCUCGUUCAAGCUCUCGGCGCCUUUAACGAGCGAACUGACGACUGUCAGCGAGAUCAACGGCGUGCGGAAGUACUUCGUGGGUGAUAUCCCGCGCUCUACAGACGCAGAGGGCUGGCGGGGUGAUGAGGCGCAUGUAGAGACGGUCUAUGGGAGCUUGUCGCUGCGAUAUGAGAAUGAACUCCCAUAUCCAGUUCCGGAAGCGAUUGGGUUCUUCAGCAAGCUGUGGUGGAGUUCAUG